Messenger RNA from Rhipicephalus microplus (southern cattle tick), 2194 nucleotides. RefSeq names its product Inverted repeat-binding protein (gene Irbp). NCBI's taxonomy places the organism in Eukaryota, Metazoa, Arthropoda, Arachnida, Ixodida, Ixodidae. Gene Ontology annotation, biological process: double-strand break repair via nonhomologous end joining; telomere maintenance. Gene Ontology annotation, molecular function: DNA helicase activity; damaged DNA binding; double-stranded DNA binding. Gene Ontology annotation, cellular component: nucleus; Ku70:Ku80 complex. The record is from RefSeq and is a predicted model, not a curated record.
UUUAGAAUGGCGGCAGUUCGCCGGUUUUGCGCGCUGCAUUGUGGUUCUCGAUAAAGUUCUUGAAGCGAAAGUAGUUACCGUUCAAUUAAUUCAAUUGUUUGCGCUUUCCGUAAAAACGAAACUUCACUGCACUGCGCGGGUGCAGCAGUUGGCAUGGAUCAGCCGUGGAUGCGUCAGGACGAUGAAGAGAGUGAUGAUGAAAGCAGCACCGUGGACUUCGGGCAAGCCGUAGAUGGCAUCCUGUUUCUUAUCGACGCUACGGAAGGCAUGUUUGAAGAAGUUGACGGUGACACCGCUUUCAUGCAGUGCAUUAAGGCUGCAAAGUCUACAAUGCUGAACAAGAUCACAAGCAGUCCAAAAGACCUCGUGGGUAUAAUACUUUUUGGCACGGACAAAGACAGCAACCCCAAUCGCUUCAAGAACGUAUAUGUGCUGCAAGAUCUCGAAAGUCCGGGAGCAGAAAGCGUUCUCAAGCUGGAGAAGUUGAUUGCCGAUGGCCCCGAGAAGUUCAAGCAAAAGUAUGGACAUGGCAGUGUCAACAUGGCCGAUGUCCUCUGGACCUGCGCCCUUAUGUUCUCUAAGUCUCGUGCAGGGCAGCGGAGAGUGCUGGUGCUGACCAAUCAGGAUGAUCCUCACAAGGGCUCAGGCGAUCUCGAUGACAAGGCGGUGGUCAAGGCUAAGGAUCUUUUACAAUCUGGCAUUGAACUUGAUUUGGUUCACCUGAAGCCACCUGGAGACAAAAAGUUCCGGCCACAGAUCCUUUACAAGAACCUGGUGACUGACAAAGAGAACUAUGAGGAUGGCUUCCCCGAGGCUUCCGAAAAAAUGGAAGAACUUUUACUGAGGGUACGAAUGAAGGACCACAAGAAGCGGCGCCUCAUGUCUCUGUCCUUUUGGCUGGGACCCGAAGUGAAGAUGUCAGUCUCCCUCUACAACCUGGUGCGACCCACAGGAAAGCCCGCCCCCACGCGCCUCGCCAGGGACACCAACGAGGAACUGCUCUCCCGUCGGAUCACCUAUGCAAUGGACUCUGCGGAGGCACUGAUGCCGGGUGAUAUAUCAAAGACUCAGGAGUAUGGUGGCAGAAAGGCACAUUUCGACAUUUGUGAAGUGAAGCAGAUCAAAGCAAUGGCACCUCCAGGCCUGCUGCUGCUCGGUUUCAAGCCGCUCAGCUAUCUGGAGAAGCAGCCGCACGUGCGACCGAGUAACUUCGUGUACCCGGACGAGGGUUCCGUGCGAGGAAGCACACGCCUCUUUGCUGCCUUGCUGCAGAGCUGCCUGCGACAUCGUGUGGCCCCUGUCUGCUUCUGGAUCUCGCGUGCAGCCCAGGCUCCCAAGCUAGUCUACCUCCUGGCGCAGGAGGAGGAACGUGACCCACACGGUCUCCAGAUGGUACCACCAGGAUUCCACGUGGUACAACUGCCCUUUAGCGACGACCGCCGUCGGCUACAAUCCCUCCAGGAGGGCACAAAGAAGGCCACCCCUGGAUUAAUUGCCCUGGCACGGGAGAUGGUGGAGAAGCUACGAUUCACUUAUCAUCCGGACAACUUUGAGAAUCCAGAGCUACAAGGGUUUUGGAGCUGUUUGGAGGCCCUGGCUCUGGAUCGAGACGAUGCGGAACAUCCGAAGGACUAUACACGUCCCGACCACGAGAAGAUGAAAGCUAAGGCCGGGGAGGAGAUGGACGCUUUCUUGGAAGCUGCAUUUCCAGAUGGGUGCACUGCCACUACCGCAGGAUCCAGGAAGCGGGCGCAAGCCGGAGAAGGAGGCCCGGCAAAGAAAGCACGCUCAGAAAAUCAGGGCAGCGACGUGGACGUCCGGGAAGAGGCCAAGCGUGGCAAGCUGGCCAGCCUCACGGUCAGUGUCCUGAGGGACUUCUGCAAACAAGAAGGCCUCCGGUGUCCAUCUAAGAAAGCAGAGAUCGUCGAUUGCAUCAAGAAGCACCUCAAGCUUUAGAUUGUAUUGCAACCCUGCUCAGUUGUUAAUGCUGAAUUCGACUGCGAGGAGGCCACUUUUCCAGUAUUUAAAACGGCAGUAGAAAGAUUGCUAAGGCUUUGAGAGCAUUUCUAAGCCAUCCUCGGAGCAGCUGUCAUGCUUGGGCCAUCGGUCAUGUUCUGGAAACAGAAAUAAAUAAUUGUAAUGAUUUUGGUGUCGUUAUAAGACAAAAGAAGGACAAUAUGUGUGACUAAAGCAA